Conger conger (European conger) is the source of this 2267-nucleotide messenger RNA. RefSeq names its product synaptic vesicle glycoprotein 2A-like. The record is from RefSeq and is a predicted model, not a curated record. Lineage: Eukaryota; Metazoa; Chordata; Actinopteri; Anguilliformes; Congridae. Gene Ontology annotation, biological process: chemical synaptic transmission; transmembrane transport. Gene Ontology annotation, molecular function: transmembrane transporter activity. Gene Ontology annotation, cellular component: membrane.
GUGCAGCCGGAGCCGCGUCAAGGCAGAAGCACCUUCCCCUACAUCAUUAACCGGACCUCCACGGCACGCACAUCCUGCAGGAGAAAUCCUCGACGCCGGAUUAAAAAAAAAACUGCCAAGGCGACCUUUGAAACACAGAGUCUGCCGAUCGCUGCUGUCCAAAAAAACCGAAGACGGACGCCGGACGAGAAACAAAGAAACUCCGCCACGCGCGAGCGCCUGCUUCCGGGGUCCCCUCUCCCCCCAAAAACCCGAGCCACCACCACAUCCCCUUUAGGGCCUGACCUCGUCCAGCUCGAAGCUCCGCGCCCCCUCUCCCCAAAAUGGAGGACGGCUACAGGGACAGGACGGCGUUCAUCAAGGGCGCCAAGGACAUCGCCAAGGAGGUGAAGCGGCAGGCGGCGAAGAAGGUGGGGAAGAGCGUGGACCGCGUGACGGACGAGUACAGCAAGCGCUCCUACACACGCUUCCAGGAGGACGACGACGACGACUACCCCGCGCAGCAGAGCCAAGAUGGCGGCUAUUACCGCGGCGACGAGGCCACGCACAGCGACUCCACCGAGGGCCACGACGAGGACGACGAGAUCUACGAGGGCGAGUACCAGGGCAUCCCGCGGGCCGACUCGGGCAAGGCGGACGGGGACCUGGGGGUGGAGGCGGGGCCGGGGGCCGGGGCCGGGGCGGACGGGGCCCAGUUCCGGGACCUGAGCGAGUCGGCGGGGGAGCGGAGGAAGGACCAGGAGGAGCUGGCCCAGCAGUACGAGACCAUCCUGCAGGAGUGCGGGCACGGCCGCUUCCAGUGGAGCCUCUACUUCGUGCUGGGCCUGGCGCUCAUGGCCGACGGCGUGGAGAUCUUCGUGGUGGGAUUCGUCCUGCCCAGCGCCGAGAAGGACAUGUGUCUCUCCGAGCCCAACAAGGGCAUGCUGGGGCUGAUCGUGUACCUGGGGAUGAUGGUGGGGGCGUUUCUCUGGGGCGGUCUGGCGGACAGGAUCGGCCGGCGGCAGUGCCUGCUCAUCUCUCUCUCCAUCAACAGCGUCUUCGCCUUCUUCUCCUCCUUCGUCCAGGGAUACAGCACCUUCCUCUUCUGCCGCCUGCUGUCUGGAGUCGGUAUUGGGGGCUCCAUCCCCAUUGUGUUCUCGUACUACUCUGAGUUCCUUGCUCAGGAGACGGGGGAGCACCUCUCCUGGCUCUGCAUGUUCUGGAUGAUCGGGGGCAUCUACGCCGCCGCCAUGGCCUGGGCCAUCAUCCCCCAUUACGGCUGGAGUUUCCAGAUGGGCUCAGCCUACCAGUUCCACAGCUGGAGGGUGUUUGUGCUGGUGUGCGCCUUCCCCUCCGUGGCGGCCAUUGCGGCUCUGAACAUGACCGAGAGCCCUCGCUUCUACCUGGAGAUCUGGGGCAGUUCUGGGGCCAGUUACUACGGGCUGACGGUGUGGUUCCCCGACAUGAUUAAGUACCUGCAGAAGCAGGAGUACGCCUCGCGCACCAAGGUGUUCACCAAGGAGCGCGUGGAGCACGUCACCUUCAACUUCACCCUGGAGAACCAGGUGCACCGCAACGGGCAGUACUUCAACGACAAGUUCCUGAAUCUGAAGAUGAAGUCCAUGGUGUUCGAGGACUCUGUGUUUGAGGAGUGCUACUUCGAGGACAUCACCACCAGCAACACCGUCUUCAGAAACUGCACCUUCAUCUCCACCCUGUUCUACAACACAGACCUCUUUAAGUACAGGUUUGUGAACAGUAAGCUCAUUAACAGCACCUUCCUGCACAACAAAGAGGGCUGCAUGCUGGACUUCAGCGACGACAACAACGCCUACAUGAUCUACUUCGUCAGCUUCCUGGGCACGCUGGCCGUGUUGCCUGGCAACAUCGUGUCCGCCCUGCUGAUGGACAAGAUCGGCCGCCUGAGGAUGCUGGGUAAGAGACACGGCUCCAGUGUGAUGUCAUGUGUCAGCUGCUUCUUCCUCUCGUUUGGGAACAGUGAGUCGGCCAUGAUCGCGCUGCUCUGUCUGUUCGGUGGGAUCAGCAUCGCCUCCUGGAACGCCCUGGACGUGCUGACCGUGGAGCUGUACCCCUCCGACAAACGGACCACGGCGUUCGGCUUCCUGAACGCUCUGUGCAAGCUGGCCGCCGUCCUGGGCAUCAGCAUCUUCCAGUCGUUCGUGGGCAUCACCAAGGCCGUGCCCAUCCUGUUCGCCUCGGGCGCGCUGGCGGCCGGCAGCUUCCUGGCGCUGAAGCUCCCGGAGACGCGGGGCCAGGUGCUGCAGUAG